Callithrix jacchus (white-tufted-ear marmoset) is the source of this 8953-nucleotide messenger RNA. The record is from RefSeq and is a predicted model, not a curated record. Lineage: Eukaryota; Metazoa; Chordata; Mammalia; Primates; Cebidae.
CUCUGUUUCAUACAUAGCCCUGGCUUAGAUAAAAAAGAGUUCUUCAGGAGAGCGGAAAAAUCAGAGCACUUGUACUAUCCGUGAAAUGUGUAGAAGGAUAACAGAAGCUACCCUCCUCAAAAAAAAUGAUGAGUUUGAUGAAAAGAAAUUAACAAGCUGUGUGGGUGUGCUGCACAUGAUCAGCCAUGCCUGCUAAGUCUGUCUGUUGGUUGUUGCUAUGGCUACGAAAAGCCAGUGGAACCCAAUGAGCUGUCUGCAGCGGUGCUGAGAGGACCAGCCAUUUUACUUAUGGAAAACAGUGUGGCAUAUUCUGCUGAGCCUCCCCCUGGAAGAAGCCUCUUUUAUACAUCUCUUCGGGGAAGACAGAAGCAAUGGGCAUAUUAAUACACAAUGAUCACAGCCACGCAGGCCUGCAAGCUGCCAUUUGGACAGGCUGUUGACUGCUGUUCCAAUUAGCUGAUUGGAGAAUGUGGAAUGCAGAGUGAUAAUGCUGCGUGUCUGCUAUCAGGCAGCAGCAAAGGUUUUUGUCUUGGGAAGGCAAGCUUUCCCUGCAACAUUAUCUCAGCAGCUCCCUAGCCGCUCACCCUGAAAACGAGGGAUCCAAACGGAGGCUGUUGCCCUCUGCUGAGGCUGGUCCUGUGCGUGGCUGUGGCAUAUGAGCGGCAGGUCUGAAAAAGCAGGUGUGUGCUCGGACGGGCGCUGGACUGGAACGCAGGCGGACGCUCCCCAGUUUACCUGCUUCCUGUUAACAAACUGUGGGCUCCCAGGGCAUAGCCUGCAGGCUGAGGCUGAGGCGGAGAAGGGGCUUCCCACUACUCUAACAGAGACACUUGGAUUGGACUUAAUCUGAAACCUCUGGAGUUCAAGACCUUUUAAAAAGGGCUAAAUAAACAAUCUCUACAUGUAAAAGGCCACUGACUCCUACUUCCUCUGUCCAGAGCAACUGCUGAACUCAGCUGCCUGUAGGAAAACUGAAGACUUUAAUACCAAAGUCUCCAAGGUCAGAAUGAACACAGAUAGUGGUGGGUCUGCUCGCAAACGUGCCGCCAUGUCUGUCACGCUAACAUCUGUGAAGAGAGUGCAAAGUUCUCCAAACCUCUUGGCCGCAGGGCGUGAUUCUCAGUCACCAGACUCAGCUUGGAGAUCUUACCAUGGCAAUCAAGAGGCACUGAACGGAGAUGCUACAUAUUCCUCUCUUGCAGCAAAAGGUUUUAGAAGCGUUCGACCGAACCUACAAGAUAAAAGAUCACCAACUCAGAUAGCUCCCCUUUCAGGGCAGGAUCCUGAAAGCCACCAACGGCUACCUGAGCUUCCGCCAGAGACUGCAAAGAUACCUCUUCAGCAAGAGAGACAAAAAUCUGCGGUUGCAGCGGCCUCGCAGUCCUCAGACUGCAGGGUGCUUGGAAAUCAGAACUUACCUGCCAGUGUGUGGGAGGUAAACGCUUCCCAGACACACAGACAAACCACACCAGAAGCCUCUCCUCCAUGCCCUCCUUCCGUGGUACCUUUGAACCGAGCCACUUUCUCACCAGGCAGUGUUGCCAGCUCAGCACCACUUAGCCUUCCACCACCCGAUGGUUUGGGGUCUUCCCGCCUGCAUACACCCCAGAGCCUUUCCCAUUGCUUAUACAAACACCUGCUCCCAGCUCCAGAAGGCCUUAUCCGCAGCCACGACGCAGGUUCUCUGACUACAGACUCCUCCCUGGCCGAGCACUCCUCCCGCUCGGAGAGCGAGUCCUCCACAGCCAUGCUAGAGGAGCUGCAGAUCGGUGACUCUGACACCACUGGCCGUUCUGAGACACCCUCCCCGACCUGGGGUCAGAGGUCUGCUGUGACAGAUGGCACCACCUUAACCACCCCUGCGGCCAUUCAUAGCCAGAUAACAGUGAAUGGAAACUCUGGAGGUGCCGUGAGUCCCAUGAGUUACUAUCAGAGGCCGUUUUCCCCCUCAGCAUAUUCUCUGCCAGCCUCACUCAACUCCAGCAUUGUCAUGCAGCACGGCACGUCCCUUGAUUCCGCAGAGACAUAUCCCCAGCAUGCACAGUCUCUGGACGGCACCAGCAGCAGCUCUAUCCCACUGUACCGAUCUUCAGAGGAAGAGAAGAGGGUGACGGUCAUCAAAGCCCCACAUUACCCAGGGAUUGGGCCCGUGGAUGAAUCCGGAAUCCCCACAGCAAUUAGAACGACAGUCGACCGGCCGAAGGACUGGUACAAGACGAUGUUUAAGCAGAUUCACAUGGUGCACAAGCCCGAUGACGACACAGACAUGUAUAAUACUCCUUAUGCAUAUAAUGCAGGUCUGUACAACCCACCGUACAGUGCUCAGUCACACCCUGCUGCAAAGACCCAAACCUACAGACCUCUUUCCAAAAGCCACUCCGACAACAGCACCCAUGCCUUUAAGGAUGCGUCCUCCCCAGUGCCUCCCCCACAUGUUCCCCCUCCAGUCCCACCGCUUCGACCAAGAGAUCGGUCUUCAACAGAAAAGCAUGACUGGGAUCCUCCAGACAGAAAAGUGGACACAAGAAAAUUUCGGUCUGAGCCAAGGAGUAUUUUUGAAUAUGAACCUGGCAAGUCAUCGAUCCUGCAGCAUGAAAGACCACCCCCUCUCCCAACAACUCCGACACCUGUUCCAAGGGAACCUGGCCUGAAGCCUCUUUCUAGCUCCGGCGGAGGAGUCGCUGCGAGCCCCUCCCCUCCGCCCCGGAGUGGCGCCCCCACGCCAAGCGCGCGCGCCCCGGCUCUGCCUCCCACCCGGACUGAUCGCAUAAAUCCAGAUGACAUAGAUUUAGAAAAUGAGCCCUGGUAUAAAUUCUUUUCAGAACUGGAGUUUGGACGCCCGCCUCCUAAAAAGCCUCUGGACUAUGUUCAAGAUCAUUCUUCUGGUGUUUUCAAUGAGGCCUCCUUGUAUCAGUCCUCCAUAGACAGAAGCCUGGAGAGACCCAUGAGUUCUGCAAGCUCAGCCAGUGACUUCAGGAAACGGAGGAAGAGCGAGCCUGCGGUGGGUCCACCACGGGGCCUGGGAGAUCAAAGGACCAGCCCCGGCCGAGCAGACCUCCCCGGAUCGAGCACCACCCUUACAAAGUCUUUCACUAGUUCUUCUCCUUCUUCCCCAUCGAGAGCAAAAGGUGGGGAUGAUAGCAAAAUGUGUCCAUCCCUUUGCAGUUACUCAGGGCUCGACGGCAACCCCCCAAGUGAGUUAGAUUACUGUAGCACUUACAGACAGCUCUUGGACGUCCCUCGGGACUCACCAAGGGCCAUUACUUUCAAGAAUGGCUGGCAAAUGGCCCGGCAAAACGCAGAAAUCUGGAGCAGCACGGAAGAAACCGUUUCUCCCAAAAUCAAAUCCCGUAGCUGUGACGAUCUCCUAAAUGAUGACUGCGAUAGCUUCCCGGACCCGAAAAUCAAGUCAGAAAGCAUGGGCUCCCUGUUAUGUGACAAGGACUCCAAAGGGAGCUGCGCCAUCACCUGGGGGUCCCCCUACAUCCAGGAGGUUCGCAGUAACGGCAGAUCGAGGAUCAGACACCGGUCAGCCCACAACGCCCCGGGGUUCCUGAAAAUGUACAAGAAAAUGCACCGCAUUAACCGCAAGGAUCUGAUGAAUUCCGAGGUGAUCUGCUCCGUGAAGUCCAGGAUCCUGCAGUAUGAGAACGAGCAGCAGCCCAAGGGCCUGGGGCACGCGUGGAGCCAGUCCUCCACGGAGGAGGUGCCCCGGGACAUGGUGCCCACGCGCAUUUCCGAAUUCGAAAAGCUGAUUCAGAAAUCCAAAUCCAUGCCCAACUUAGGGGAUGACGCGCUCUCUCCCGUGACCCUAGAACCGCCACGAAACGGCUUGUGUCCCAAGAGGCGAUUUUCCAUCGAGUAUUUGCUGGAGGACGAAGAUGAAGGCGGGCGCCCCGCUCCGGCCCCGCGAGGCUGCGCGUCGAACGCGCUGGUGCCCAUUCACAUCGAGGUCACCAGCCACGAGCAGCCCAGAGCCCACGUGGAGUUUUCCGACAGCGACCAGGACGGGGUCGUGUCUGACCACAGCGACUACAUCCACGUGGAGGGGUCAUCGUUCUGCAGCGAGAGCGACCUCGAUCACUUUUCCUUCACGUCCUCUGAAAGCUUUUACGGAUCCAGCCACCACCACCAUCACCACCACCACCAUCACCACCACCACCGGCACCUCAUCAGCUCCUGCAAAGGCAGGUGCCCGGCCUCCUACACGCGAUUUACCACGAUGCUGAAACACGAAAGGGCCAGACACGAAAACACGGAGGAGCCCAGAAGGCCAGAGAUGGACCCCGGCCUUUCCAAACUCGCUUUUCUAGUCAGUCCUGUGCCUUUCCGGAGGAAAAGAAAUUCGGCUCCUAAGAAACAGACUGAGAAGGCGAAAUGCAAGGCGUCCGUGUUUGAGGCUCUCGACUCUGCCCUUAAAGACAUCUGUGACCAGAUCAAAGCUGAGAAGAAGAGGGGGAGCUUGCCCGACAACAGCAUCUUGCACCGCCUCAUCAGCGAGCUGCUGCCCGAUGUCCCCGAGAGGAACUCGUCCCUGAGCGUGCUGAGGAGGAGCCCCCUGCACCUGCCUCUCCACCCGCUGCCCCCCGAUGGUGCUAUCCAUUGCCCACCCUACCAGAACGAUGGCGGGAGAACGCCUCUCAGUGCCUCUUUCCAAGACGUGGACACGGCCAGCAACAGCUACCACCCCCAAGACCGUGGCGGCACCCUCCAAGACCGUGAGUCCCCUAGAAGUUACUCAUCCACUUUGACUGACAUGGGAAGAAGUGGGCCAAGGGAAAGAAGAGGAACUCCAGAAAAAGAGAAAUUGCCUGCAAAAGCUGUUUAUGAUUUUAAGGCUCAGACAUCUAAGGAGUUGUCUUUUAAGAAAGGAGAUACUGUCUACAUUCUCAGGAAAAUUGAUCAAAAUUGGUAUGAGGGAGAACACCAUGGAAGAGUGGGCAUUUUCCCAAUCUCAUACGUAGAGAAACUCACGCCUCCUGAGAAAGCACAGCCGGCAAGACCGCCUCCGCCAGCCCAGCCUGGGGAGAUCGGAGAAGCUAUAGCCAAAUACAACUUCAGCGCAGACACCAACGUGGAGCUGUCACUCAGAAAGGGGGAUAGAGUUAUUCUUCUUAAAAGAGUUGAUCAAAACUGGUAUGAAGGUAAAAUCCCAGGAGCCAACAGACAAGGCAUCUUCCCUGUUUCCUAUGUGGAAGUCGUCAAGAAGAACACGAAAGGUGCUGAGGAUUACCCCGACCCUCCAAUGCCCCACAGCUAUUCUAGUGAUAGGAUUCACAGUCUGAGCUCAAAUAAGCUGGCUUCCAGUGAACCAGCCCCUCCUCCCACCCACACAGCCUCACCUGGCUCACAUAAAGGAGCUCUCUGGGGAACUGCCCAGGGCCGGGUGUCCCUGACAGCCUCAUGUCCACCAGCAAACACUUUGGCCCCAACACCACCUCCUUCCCUGGACAACUUCUUGGAUGAAUUGGAGAAGCUUGGUGCUUUAGCCUUGUCAGCUGACCAAGCCGAACCAAACAUCCUAGAGGACCUCAGCCUGGAAAUUAAGGAGGAACCUGCUGUCCCCCUCCCGUUGCCUCCAGCGUCUGCGCCGGCUGAGUCCCCUUCCGCUGGCGCAGGCCAGCCUUACCAUGCAGAGCGAUUUCGGGAUCCCAUAACCACAACUCAAAGCAAAUUUGCAGAUUUGAGAAAAAUGAGAAGGGGCUUUUCAGACCCUAAGAAGGUGCCAGAAGUCCUAGGGGAUAAGUCUGUGGCCUCUGCAUGCCCCAGCGUGGGUUCCUUGCCCACACCCCUUCCCGUCAUCGGAGAGGAAGAUGAGGCCGCCUAUGAGGGGAUGGUGUCAGGCAUCCAGAGGGGGCCAGGACCUCAGGAAGGAGAUGCCUGGUGGUGUGGCCACAAUGGGACAGAGGGGACCCUACACCUGCACAUUGAAGAGGAGGAGGAAGAGGAGAAACCUGACUCCUUAGCCACCCCCCCAGAUUCUAGGAUCCCCAAGGAGGACAGCAAUGCAGCAGAAACCAGUAAUGAGCCACCACCGUUUUCUUCGGGAGAGCGAGCCGCCACACCCUUUCCCAGCCACCUGCUUUCUUCCCCUCCAUUUCAUUCUCUCUUGGCCUCUGUGCCUGACCUGGACUCUACACUUUCUCAGCCCUGCUCACCUCCUCUCCUCCCUAAACAUUCUUAUCAACAGGAGAUCAAUCCACCAAAAUUAAAGGCUGACCUAAAAAGCGAGAUAUGUGUCCUGGGUAAGCCUCCUCGCAGCCCAGUGAUGUCUAGGAGAUCGUGCGGCUCGCCUGUCAGAGGGCUCAGCAGUUCCCACAGGCCACAGCGUCCUGUGUUUACUCAUGAAAAUAUUCAAGGUGGGGGGGAACCGUUUCAGGCUCUGUAUAACUACACUCCCAGGAACGAAGACGAGCUGGAGCUCAGAGAAAGUGACGUCAUUGAUGUGAUGGAAAAGUGCGACGAUGGCUGGUUUGUGGGAACCUCAAGAAGAACCAAAUUCUUUGGUACCUUCCCCGGAAACUACGUCAAGAGGCUGUAAAUGACUCUCCCUCCUUCUGUAGGCCGCCUUUCAGCCACACACCUGCGUCACCGCGCCUCAGACACCCCGCGGGCCUCCCUCUGUCAUGCCUUACGGUUUCCAAUGGGCUGUCACCAUCUCCACCUGCCAGCAAACCACCAGCAGAGUAACUGCCACUGCUGUGAGCCUGGGGCCGACAUGGCAGGCUGGCCUCGCGGUGAAAGUGCGGAUUCCUACUUUCUGCUUUAAGCUUUGACACAUCAGAAUGUGGGAUCAGAAAGAAAAUCAUGAUACUUAAAAAUGGUUAAAUACUUGAGGCAAAAAAAAAAAAAACAAGCAUCCCCAGGAGGCUCUCCAGCCUCAUGGCUCUAUUUCAACAUCUCCCCCGCCCCCGGGCGAUGUUUUCCCCACAACAAGCAGAAAAUCGUUUAUUGGGAAAUGCUGUGGUUCGCAUUUUCACAUUCUUAGCUUGGCAGUGUAUAUUCUUUUCACAAGUUUGCCUAGUGUCUUGGUUUACACCAUAUGACAACUGUAACUGUACUUUAAAAAUCGUUUGCCUGCACAUAUAUGUGGUAAUAUGCACAGUGAUUACAACCUUUGAAGCAGGAGGAGGAAAGUUCAUCUGGAUGAGUGCGAUUUUGUUGGCUGAAUGUGAGUUUUCAAAUAGGAAUCUUCUUCUGCAAGUUUUUUUUUGCACUUUUUAGAAGUGCAAAGAAUAAAUGAAUAAGAGCCUUUGUUAAUAACCAUGACAAUACAAGAGGCUGAGCCAGACUACAGGGGAAAACGAUUGUGUUGUAAAGUUGCGUCGCUAUUUUAUAUUAAAAUGUAAUGAUCAGCAUCAUGAACAAUGAGCUCUUAGUGUUUUAUUUAUCUGAAAAAAAUGUAAGUAAAAGCAGUGUUAGCGCGAGGUGCAAAGAAUUAUUCUAACAUAGACACUUGAAAGUAUCUGUAAGCAAUACUAGUAGGUAAGAUUUCACUGUGUGUACACAUACACAUUUGAGAUUGUAUAAGAACAUAUAAUCCAUAUGAUAUGUUGUACAUUUUAUGGAAAUGUAAUAGAAUCUCACAGGUUAUUUUAUAGAAAUAGAGUACAGAAGCAUCACAACUAUUAAGGUUGGUUUUAGCAAGGAUUGUGAUUAAUACAAUUAUUUUUACUAUAAUAAUUAUUUUUCUUCCAUGGGACUCAGAAUCCUGGCUACAUUUGAGGGCAGGGAUAUGUUGAGCCUGAUUUUCCUGGUGUGUGUAAAACAUUUCCCAGGAAUAAAUUAGGCACUUUUUAGAAACAAAAUUAAAUCAUUCAGGUUGUAUUUUCUGCCCUGAAAAUAAAAGCAGAAAUUUACAAAAUGAUAUUGGGACCUGAAGGAUUUAAUAUAGUUCACAGUGCCUACAUUACACAUACUCCGAGAACUAGCUUUGGAUUUCUUAUGACUUUGCAUAAGAACUACUCAUCUUUGGAUCUUGAGCACCUUAUAGAUAAAACUUUUUAUGGCAUUUCUCCCGUGGACAGUGAGUGAUCUUUUCACAAUGUACGUAGCCUCUAGAAUUUUGUACAUAUGUUUGCUCUUUUUUUGUACAGACUAUUUAGUUGCUGAGAAAACAGGGGAGUUUCCUGAUUUGCUCUUUAUCCUGCAACACUUUCAGCAGAUCAGCCUUUCCCUGUCUCACAGAUCACAAGCACCCCUAGAUAGUGUCAUUCUGUCAGAGAGCAUUUAUGCAAAAAUCUAUGAAGUACGGCCGGGCGCGGUGGCUCCUGCCUGUAAUCCCAGCACUUUGGGAGGCCGAGACGGGUGGAUCACGAGGUCAACAGAUCGAGACCAUCCUGGUCAACAUGGUGAAACCCUGUCUCUACUAAAAAUACAAAAAAUUAGCUGGGCAUGGUGGCGCGUGCCUGUAAUCCCCGCUACUCGGGAGGCUGAGGCAGGAGAAUUGCCUGAACCCAGAGGCGGAGGUUGCGGUGAGCCGAGGUCGCGCCAUUGCACUCCAGCCUCGGUAACAAGAGCGAAACUCUGUCUCAAAAAAAAAAAAAAAAAUCUAUGAAGUUAAAAGAUCGUAGAAGCCAAACUGAGAUGUACAUAUACACAGACUGAUUUCAUUAGGAAGAAGGUAAAGAAACAUCUCUGAGUAGCCUACCUUGAUUUCUGUCAAGUUCACAACCAGCUUUAUAUUUUAAAGGCUUUGGGUUUGAAAUUAAAUCAAGUGCAUGCAGCUUUGCUGAUAAAUGAAUAAUUAUCUUUGAUGCCGUUUCUGGGAAAAAACUUCAAUAUCUGUUGCCUGUCAUAUUUAAGAAAAAUGACUGUUUCUACUCUCUGUAUCUGAUUUUAAAAGAAAAAAAUAUUCAUGCCUGGCUUCCAGGCAUUGACUUUGAAUUCGUACAAGCAAAGGUCGUUGUGUUUUUCUUGAAUAGACAUCUAAUAAAUUUUGCUUGGAAGUAUA